Parastagonospora nodorum SN15 is the source of this 612-nucleotide messenger RNA. RefSeq lists its product as hypothetical. The record is from RefSeq and is a predicted model, not a curated record. NCBI's taxonomy places the organism in Eukaryota, Fungi, Ascomycota, Dothideomycetes, Pleosporales, Phaeosphaeriaceae. The transcript is spliced from 2 exons. Bases 1 to 612 code for a protein of 203 amino acids.
AUGGCUAUCUUCAUGUACAACUCGCGACUGCAUGAGGGCUUAUGUAUGGCUACCAUUCAAUUGGGAUCUCGACGAGCGAAAACUCUGCACGUCUCGCUUCACGCGCAAGACCAACUCCCGGCAAAGUUGUACUCUGCGAGCAGGUUCACCGAUCAGAUGCCUCACUGGAGGAACAUGCCCCUAAAUGGUGCAUUAUCUUCAGGCGUGCCACAGCAUGUGGAUUCGACCUCUGCAGCGUACUCCCAUGGCAUGACAUGCCUCCAAGAACAAGCUGCUAGCCAGCGACGUCUCCACAAGUCGAAACAAACACGGCAGCUGAGUCCCCCCCACCAACCAGGAAAAAAAGAUCUUCCAAAUUCUCCUACAGUGCAAACCCACCUAAAGCACCAAAGCACUCAACAUGCAACGACUAGAGCUCCGCCUCUGGAACUAAAAGCCCAUAAACCGUUGACCAACACCACCCCACACGCCAAGUUUUCCGAUCCAAAACGAUCUGCGCCUCUAAUACGAGCGAGCGCGAGAUCCGAACCGGACAUCUUGCCGAAGUGCACAUCUGUCAACUUCCAGACCCGACUUUUCCAUGUCGCCCUUCCCGAAAAAGUUGCAUUCUAA